Messenger RNA from Ylistrum balloti, 1471 nucleotides. RefSeq names its product bis(5'-adenosyl)-triphosphatase enpp4-like. The record is from RefSeq and is a predicted model, not a curated record. The transcript is spliced from 3 exons. Lineage: Eukaryota; Metazoa; Mollusca; Bivalvia; Pectinida; Pectinidae. The coding region runs from base 6 to 1304 and encodes 432 amino acids.
GAUUGAUGUCUUCAGUAUUUAUAACGAUGAUCUGUAUCACUGAAGAAGCUGCCGCCGACAGAUGUAAGAAAUACGCCGACCAAGUCCUUCUCGUGUCCAUGGACGGGUUCAGAUAUGACUAUCCAGAAAAAACGCCCACACCAAACUUCGACAAAAUGGCGCGAAAUGGAGUGAGAGCGCAAUACGUCAACAAUACAUUCCUCACCAAGACCUUCCCAACCCACUACAGCAUCGUUACAGGACUGUACGAUGAAAGUCACGGAAUUGUUGGAAAUACCAUGUACGAUCCUCAAUUCGACGAAAUCUUCACCCUGGCGUCAAAAGAGACGAAAUGGUGGGACAGUGGAGAACCCAUUUGGAUAACAGCCCGAAAGCACGGCCUUACUUCCGGUACCAUGUUCUGGCCCGGAAGUGAAGUGGAGAUUCAAGGAAUGUAUGCAAACAAGUGGUAUAACUAUGAUAAAUCCAUUACUUUCGAUCAACGUAUAGAUAUCGUCAUUAACAUGCUGAAACACGACAAAUUUAAUUUUGUAACCACUUAUUUUCACGAGCCGGACCGGACUGGACACAUCUACGGACCAAAUUCACCGGAAAUUGUCGAAAAGAUCACGGAGAUGGACACACUUCUCGGAACACUCUUGGACAAAUUGACUGCAAAUGGACUCCAAAAUAAAGUUAAUCUAAUCCUGACAAGUGACCACGGAAUGACCGAAAUAGAUUGCGAGAACAAACUUUUGGAUAUUUACAAUUUAGUGGAUAAAUCCUUGAUCGAGCGCACAGUGGACAGUGGUCCGAUUAUGCACGUGGUUCCAAAUGUUGGACAGGGAGAUACUAUUUUAAAUGCAAUAAAUAAUCACCCUCACUUCACAGCCUACAGAAAAGCUGAUAUACCUGACAGAUGGCACUAUAAAAACAACCGAAGAGUAAUGCCGAUCUUUGUGGUGUCCGAUGAAGGAUGGUCUAUAACAGAGAAUGCUACUGCCAUUAGACUCAAUCCAGGAAAAGGUAACCAUGGAUACGACAACGAUUUGAUGUCAAUGAAGCCGAUAUUUUAUGCCAUGGGUCCUAACUUCCGGUCGAACUUCCUUGCACCACCACUCAGGUCAGUUGAUAUUUACACACUGGUGUGUGAACUACUUGGUAUUUCGCCGUCUCCUAACAACGGUACCCUAGACAACACAGCAGACCUCUUGCAACCUUUCAACAACGACCAACAAAUUUGUGAUGGGGCUAUCAGUUUCACUUCUGGAAGACUGAGUCUUCUGUCAUGGAUUCUUUCCGUCGUUGUCAUGGUUAUGACAUAAAAAAGUUACAUAACAGAGACGGAAAUGUCGAAGUCCAGCGAAAUCUUGGAAAUGGAAAGUUGAGACCGAAAGGAGUGCACAUCUUGUAACCACAAUAAACACCAAUACUACAAUCUAUUGCACAAAUACAUAUAGUUGUACAUCGUCUCUUGGAUAUGACACUCACG